UCUCGGCCGGAGUGGUUGAAGACCAAGGGAAAACAGGUUGCGCUGCCAACCGCAAGCAUCUCAGGACCGGAUUGCUCUUCAAAGAAGAUGGCUGUUCCUUCAAGCUCAUGCCUAGGCCUCAUCUGCUCAUUGUUGUGCCACUGGGUGAUGACAGCAUCCUCUCUGAACCUGGAAGAUCCCAAUGUGUGCAGCCACUGGGAAAGCUACUCUGUGACAGUGCAGGAGUCAUACCCACACCCCUUCGAUCAGAUUUACUACACGAGCUGCACCGACAUCCUGAACUGGUUUAAGUGCACACGGCACAGAGUCAGCUACCGGACAGCCUACCGCCACGGGGAGAAAACCAUGUAUAGGCGCAAAUCUCAGUGCUGCCCUGGAUUCUAUGAGAGCCGGGACAUGUGUGUCCCUCACUGUGCUGAUAAAUGUGUCCAUGGCCGCUGCAUUGCUCCAAACACCUGUCAGUGUGAGCCUGGCUGGGGUGGGACCAACUGCUCCAGUGCUUGUGAUGGUGAUCACUGGGGUCCCCACUGCAGCAGCCGGUGCCAGUGCAAAAACAAAGCUUUGUGCAACCCCAUCACCGGAGCGUGCCACUGCGCUGCGGGCUACCGGGGAUGGCGCUGUGAAGACCGUUGUGAACAGGGUACCUAUGGUAAUGACUGUCACCAAAGAUGCCAAUGUCAGAAUGGAGCGACCUGUGACCACAUCACUGGGGAAUGCCGUUGUUCACCGGGAUACACGGGAGCCUUUUGUGAGGAUCUUUGUCCUCCUGGCAAACAUGGUCCACAGUGUGAGCAGAGAUGUCCCUGCCAAAAUGGAGGCGUGUGCCAUCAUGUCACUGGAGAAUGCUCUUGCCCUUCUGGCUGGAUGGGCACAGUGUGUGGUCAGCCCUGCCCUGAGGGUCGCUUUGGAAAGAACUGUUCCCAAGAAUGCCAGUGCCACAACGGAGGAACGUGUGACGCUGCCACAGGCCAAUGUCACUGCAGCCCAGGAUACACGGGGGAACGGUGUCAGGACGAAUGCCCUGUGGGGACCUACGGUGUUCGCUGUGCGGAAGCCUGCAGGUGUGUCAAUGGAGGGAAAUGCUAUCACGUGAACGGUGCAUGCCUGUGCGAAGCGGGCUUUGCCGGUGAACUUUGCGAGGCGCGCCUGUGUCCCGAGGGGCUUUAUGGGAUCAAAUGUGACAAGCGGUGCCCCUGCCACCUGGACAACACUCAUAGCUGUCAUCCCAUGUCUGGAGAGUGUGGCUGCAAGCCGGGCUGGUCUGGGCUGUACUGUAAUGAAACAUGCUCUCCUGGGUUCUAUGGGGAAGCUUGCCAACAGAUCUGCAGCUGCCAAAACGGAGCCGACUGUGACAGUGUGACUGGAAGGUGCGCCUGUGCUCCAGGAUUCAAAGGAGCUGACUGCUCUACUCCCUGUCCUCUGGGAAGCUAUGGGAUAAACUGUUCUUCUCGCUGCGGCUGUAAAAACGAUGCUGCCUGUUCUCCUGUGGACGGAUCUUGUAUCUGUAGGGCAGGCUGGCACGGGGUGGACUGUUCCAUCCGCUGCCCCAGCGGCACAUGGGGCUUUGGCUGUAACCUAACAUGUCAGUGCCUCAAUGGUGGUGCUUGCCACACCCUGGAUGGGACCUGCACCUGUGCUCCUGGAUGGCGAGGAAAGAAAUGUGAACUUCCCUGCCAGGAUGGCACGUACGGGCUGAACUGUGCGGAGCGCUGUGACUGCAGCCAUGCAGACGGCUGCCACCCUACCACAGGCCACUGCCGAUGCCUCCCUGGAUGGUCAGGUGUGCACUGUGACAGCGUGUGCGCCGAGGGGCGCUGGGGCCCUAACUGCUCGCUGCCCUGCUACUGUAAAAACGGGGCUUCGUGUUCCCCCGACGACGGCAUCUGUGAAUGUGCACCUGGAUUUCGAGGCACCACUUGCCAGAGAAUCUGCUCCCCGGGUUUUUAUGGGCAUCGCUGUAGCCAGACGUGCCCACAGUGUGUGCACAGCAGCGGCCCCUGCCACCACAUCACAGGCCUGUGCGACUGCUUGCCCGGAUUCACGGGUGCCCUGUGCAAUGAAGUGUGUCCCAGUGGCAGAUUUGGGAAAAACUGUGCAGGCGUUUGCAGCUGCACCAACAAUGGCACCUGCAACCCCAUCGACAGAUCCUGUCAGUGCUACCCAGGUUGGAUUGGCAGUGACUGCUCCCAGCCCUGUCCGCCCGCCCACUGGGGUCCGAACUGCAUCCACACCUGCAACUGCCACAAUGGAGCCUUCUGCAGCGCCUACGAUGGGGAGUGUAAAUGCACUCCCGGAUGGACGGGGCUCUACUGUACUCAGAGAUGCCCUCUGGGCUUUUAUGGCAAGGACUGUGCACUGAUAUGCCAGUGCCAAAACGGAGCUGACUGCGACCACAUCUCCGGACAGUGUACCUGCCGCACAGGGUUCAUGGGAUUGCACUGUGAGCAGAAAUGCCCUGCGGGAACGUACGGCUACGGCUGUCGCCAGAUCUGUGACUGUUUGAACAACUCCACCUGUGACCAUAUCACCGGCACCUGUUACUGUAGCCCGGGAUGGAAAGGGGCGCGAUGUGACCAAGCUGGUGUCAUCAUUGUGGGCAAUCUGAACAGCUUAAGCCGGACCAGCACGGCCCUCCCUGCUGAUUCCUACCAGAUCGGCGCCAUCGCAGGCAUCGUCAUCCUUGUCCUGGUUGUGCUCUUCCUGCUGGCGCUGUUUGUUAUCUACAGACACAAGCAGAAGAGGAAGGAAUCCAGCAUGCCGGCGGUGACCUACACCCCUGCCAUGAGGGUCAUCAAUGCAGAUUAUACCAUUGCAGAAACCCUGCCCCACAGCAAUGGUGGAAAUGCCAACAGCCACUACUUCACCAAUCCCAGUUACCACACACUUACCCAGUGUGCAACUUCCCCUCAUGUCAACAACAGGGACAGGAUGACCAUUGCCAAGUCAAAAAACAACCAGCUGUUUGUGAAUCUUAAAAAUGUGAAUCCAGGGAAGAGAGGUGCCUUGCUGGACUGCACCGGGACGUUGCCUGCUGACUGGAAGCAAGGCGGCUACCUCAAUGAGCUUGGCGCUUUUGGACUUGACAGAAAUUAUAUGGGAAAGUCCUUAAAAGACCUGGGAAAGAACUCUGAAUACAAUUCCAGCAACUGCUCCCUCAGCAGCUCCGAAAACCCGUAUGCCACCAUCAAAGACCCACCUGCCCUCCUGCCCAAGAGCUCUGAGUGUGGCUACGUGGAGAUGAAGUCCCCGGCGCGGAGAGACUCCCCAUACGCAGAGAUCAAUAACUCGACCUCAGCCACCAGGAAUGUCUAUGAAGUUGAACCUACAGUGAGUGUUGUCCAGGGAGUUUUCAGCAACAAUGGCCAUGUCACCCAAGAUCCAUAUGACCUUCCAAAGAACAGUCACAUCCCUUGCCAUUACGACCUGCUGCCAGUCAGGGACAGUUCAUCCUCCCCUACGAGAGAGGAUGGUGGUAAUGGCGGAAGCAGCAGCAGCAGCAGCAGCAGCAGCAGCAGCAGCGAAUGACACCAAAUGACUACUGGGUGACCACUGGGACUCUUUCAAGCCUUCAGUCCAUCUCCAGUUGGCACUGCACAUGGCUGUGAAUUAUUUCAAUCAGUUACUGGCCCCGCACCAGAAAGCGCUGAAGCUGACACCCGUCGAGGUGUGUCGUGAACACGUGGUUUGGAAGGAGAGCAAGUCAGUCACGACCUCUCAUUGCUGUUAGGUUAGAAACUACGACAAUGACUUGUUUUAAGAUGUUGAUGAGGUGAAGACGGCAGAAACUUUCAGAGACACAGACUGAAGGGGACAUUGUAACUGUCACCUGGGAAAUUAAAAUCCAUUUGUUAUCGUUAAGGUCACAGAGGCACCCCUAGGACUGUGCAGGUUACCACACAUUUUCUUAAUAAAAGCAGAAAUUGCUAACCAUGUAGGAGACAAGGAAUAUAUUCCUGAGUCCUUCUCGCAUAACUUUUUUUUUCCAUUUGGACUCAAGAUUCUAGAGAUUGUAUGAAGACAGGAGGAAGCAUUCUGUCAGGUGGUAAGACUGAAUAAGCACCAGCAAUGGGGGCAAAUCUAAAUACGAAAACUUUAUGUUUUUUUUUUUUUAAGACUGAGAAAUGUACAAUUAGAAUUAUUUUAGAUAGUCUAAGUGUUGCAGAAAUCAAUAUAUAAAUGUGGUAUUUCUGUUUGACCUUUGGCCCAUCUUAGAGUCAUGACAUCAUUGCUGUCUCCAUUAUGCCUCUUUACCACUUGUGAUUCAUAACUUAUCAGUUAUUUGUAAGUACAUAGAUGCAAUCGUUUUAUUUUUGAUUGAGCGAGUGUCUGAUGAGUGGCAAAGUGUACAUUUUGCCUGUAGGAUGCUUGGAUUAGAGAAACCAUUAGUAAAAUGUGCUGUAAUAUAGACCUAGAGGAACGUUUUCCUUAUUUUUUUUCCCCUAAAAGUGACUGAAAUAUUUUUGUGCAUAUUUGGAAAGAGGGCCCUUUCCUUUAUUAACUGUGGAUUUAGAGAAACUAUGCUUAAGCUGGCCUUUUGCAUUGCUAAUAUGACAUGCACUCGUUUCUUUUUGGUUUGUAUUUUCAUUACAUUGUAUAUUCUACGUUUUUUAGUGUUUGGAUUGUUAAUGCAAAAGUAUGAUGUAUCCACUGUUUCCUGCACCAUUGCCAUUUGUCUUUUUGCUGAUAAAAAUGCAUUACUUUUCUCUUGGAGAGAGAAAAUGAAAAUUAUACAGUUUGAACCUUUAUAAAAAUUGGUCAUCAUCAAAAUAGUACAGCAGCCAUAGGUGCAUAUCUGGCCACUGGAAUGGAACUUUCUGAUAGUCCACAACAGAGCUCUUUUUGGAAAUGUCAGGUCCCGGAGUCUUGGGUAAAUUCGAGAAGAAGGAGCAGUAAACACUGCAGGUGAUUUUAAAGACUUUCCUUCUGGUCCUCCAUAGCUGACCAUCUGGACUGGGACACUUUUAAUAAUAAAUGACGGCAUUGCUAAUAGUCAUCCUGCAUCGGGUUUAAAUAUGGACUAGACUCAGCAGACGAGAACAAGCGCGCGCUUGGAGCACCCUAUUGCAGACACAUCCUUACCCCUGAGGCUUUUAUCUCAUGACAAGGCCAGUGUGAUACAAGGAAGCGUUUCUCUACAUGAGCCGGCAGAGGAGUGGAAAGGCUGUCAGGGAAUGGCACGUCAUAAGAGGAUGCAGCAGUCGCUGAUGUUUUGAAGAUGGGAAACCCUACAUGACUUUCUGUUGGAGUCUGUUAUUAAUUGUCUGCUACGCACCCAUCUGCUGGCAGUAGCUAUAAAGUGUUGUCCUGGUCUGCUUUAGGGGUGGAAUACCUAGUCAUUUUGCAUUUUAUACCUGUGCCUAGCAUGAUGGGUUAAUUUGGUCAGGCGAAUAAUUCUGCAGACGCACUUAAGGCAAUUGCUCUUUCACUGUCUGGAACAUAUUUUAGAAACAAUCCAUUCCCCCCCCCCCAUAGUUAAGCACCAGCUGAUCCCUAGGGAACAGGCAUCAAACAGACACAUGGGUUAGCAGCCUCCGGGAGUCCUUCCUGUUAAGGCAAGGUUGAGCAUUUGCCCCUUUUCUCCUUAAAGAUACUCUAUUUUGAGCAUGAUGGUAAGAUUGAGAAAAAAGAAUUCGUGUGCCAAGGUGAGAGGAACUUACGCGGAGACCUGCUGUGUUAUGGAGUACGGAUGACAUGCUGCCGUGAACCUGUGUUCGAGGCUGGGUUUAGCCCCAAGUUAGCUCCUCCACAGCUUUUCCAAAGUCAGAGCUCUUCACACUCCAGACACCAUAAAAUCCCAUGCUGUCUUUGGAGAGGAUGCAUAAUUUUCUAGAUAUUUUGCUGUUGUUUCUCUCUAGUAUCCUGCGGGAGGAAAAAAGCACUGAAUGAGUUUGGUGAUGCCCUUUAAGGGGCAGCCAUACGAGGAUGUGAUCCUAGCUAUUGCUCUUUCCUUAGAAACUGUUGUUUUAAAGUUUUUAUCGUUUACUGUUUUGGGCACAGCAUUACAUCUGAACUUGCCCAAAUGGUUAUUCAUGUACUUGCUUUUAUUAGAAGAGUAUAGUAUUUGUGGCUAAUUGUAUAGUAAGAGAAUUUUCACAAUUACCGUCCUAGACAUGAGCCGCUCCCCACAGAGAGCUAGUAAUUCCAUGUGUUCAGCAAGGUUUUCUGUGGGUAUUGGCCAAGUACAGAAAAACCGACCUUUAAACAUUAUGGCAGAGCAGCGUAAGGUGUCACAGCCAAAUCUAUCAGCAUAAUGACUGCUGAUUGUGAGAAAUGCAGGCACCUUCAUCGGCAUAUGGUCGUGUUGACCUCCGUGGGCCGAAGUAGUGACCAGUCUUAGGGAACUUUGCAACCAAAUAUAACUUAAAGUCAAACAAAAGCAUCAUAACACCGUCAAUAAUUCAUAUUGAUAUUAGAAGUUUAAUAAGUCAGAUGAGACAAAAAUCAUAAAAAUCAAAUCUUAGGGUUAUGGUUUUAAAAUAAGGAACUUUCCAUCUCUGGGUAACAUGUUCUUAGCAUUACAAUGAAACGUUUAAGGGCUAUUUUGAUUUUAAAGGCUUAUUGCCAUAGACAUGUACAGAGGUUUCUGUGGGGUGGUUGCUGCGAAGCAGGGGCUGACACACAGCAAGCUGCCCCCUAGAGGCCUCUUUGUCAUUUUGUCUCAGCUUUGCUUUGAUAUAACCAAAUUGCAGUAUAUCUCUUUAUAUAUUUAAAAAGGAAAAACUCCGUAUGCAGUAGGGUGAUGGCAAAUAAAAUUAACAUGUUGAAUGUUAAGCUAUCUUUUUCCCAAAGAUAAAAAACCCUGCUCAGUAUUAGUCUCGUUGUCAUUUGUACCACCAAACAGACCUAUAGAUGAAUGCAAUAAACUUUCCGAUAA
Molecule: messenger RNA, 6874 nt
Organism: Psammomys obesus (fat sand rat)
Lineage: Eukaryota; Metazoa; Chordata; Mammalia; Rodentia; Muridae
Gene: Megf10
Product: multiple EGF like domains 10
Exons: 25
Coding region: 88-3525 (1145 amino acids)
Biological process (GO): apoptotic cell clearance
Molecular function (GO): Notch binding
Source: RefSeq, a predicted model, not a curated record